This is a messenger RNA of Patiria miniata (bat star), 1155 nucleotides long. Its product is annotated as neuromedin-U receptor 1-like. Gene Ontology annotation, molecular function: G protein-coupled receptor activity. The record is from RefSeq and is a predicted model, not a curated record. Bases 1 to 1155 code for a protein of 384 amino acids. Gene Ontology annotation, cellular component: plasma membrane. The transcript has a single exon. Gene Ontology annotation, biological process: G protein-coupled receptor signaling pathway. Lineage: Eukaryota; Metazoa; Echinodermata; Asteroidea; Valvatida; Asterinidae.
AUGGCCGACGCGAUGACAUGCGACCCUAACACUGUGAAAGACGUGCUUAACCUAACCGAUGAAGCAGAUGCAUUAAAAUGGGAGUACCCGGUUGCCCAUAUUCCCCUUUUGACUGUCGUCUUGCCUUUCCUACUUCUGCUUGGCCUGUUCUCUAACGGAACAUUCUUAUUCGUAGUUUUCCGCGUUCGGUGGAUGCGUACUAUCGUCAAUCUGUACUUGGUCAACUUGGCCGUGGCCGACUUACUCUACCUGUCAGUCAGUUCACUAGAUAAACUCGGUCGAUACAUGGCGUCUCGCGUGUUGGACGACCAAUUCACCCUGGGUAAAGCUGGCUGUAUUCUCGUGUACUUCACCUCUGAUACAGCCAGCUUGGCAUCCCUCACCGUAGUGACCCUGAUUUCUAUCGAGAGGUAUCAGGCCAUCUGCCGACCCGUACGGCACCGUUUGGCCCGUAGCUGGCGGCGCGCAGCUGUACACCUUGCCACAGGAUGGUGCGUAUCACUGCUAUACGCCGGCUGCCUCGUUCCGGGAACAAGCGUCUUUGACACGUCCUGCGUUAUUUGGCCCGACGCUCCUCGCUACUCGACCUAUCCUCGCACGGUGGGAUUCUGUGCGGGGCUGAACGAAGCUGCCGUCAACGCCGUCAACGGGGCACAAACAUUGCCCUUCUUUAUAACUCUGGUCAUCAACGCCGUGCUUUUUGCAAAGAUCAACAAGCAGCUAAACCGCACGAAACCAGGGAACGAGGAACCAACAUUUUCCCGGGCUGUAUCGCGCCGUCAAGCCCAUGUCCGGCACCAAGUAUCUCGAAUGCUGCUCCUGAAUGGUGUGGUGUCUUUCCUCUGUCUUGCGCCCUGGGAGAUCACAUCUUUCUCAACGAUGCUAUCGGGACUCAUUAGGCCCGAAUCACCGAUCCUGAACAGGGAACAGCAUCUUAUUCUGGCCCAAGUGAUGCGUUCAUUCGUGUACCUCAACUCUUGUAUCAAUCCGCUGGUUUACAACGCGGCCAAUUCGCGCUACCGGAAAGCUUUCCGUCUGGCUCUUUGCCCUUGCUCUCGAAGGAAAGUCGAACCCGCAAAUCAACCAGAGACACGUCGACGUCAAGUUACCUCACGUACAGCUUUUGAAUCCAACCACCAAAGCAAUCCACGCUAA